AGUCAAGCCAAACCGUCUGAAGCACGUCGAAAGCGGAACUUCUCUCCUUUAUACGUAACUUAAAAGUUACUUAAAAGUAACCAGCCAGUAGUUGAUACAACCAUCAAUGAUGUACUUUGCCCUUGGCCUGCUGAUGUCUCCAUUCAUCCUGCAUGACAUCUGGUGCCUUGAUUGUCCUUCAACGUACGCGCAAACGAACUUCAUACUCAAGCACCAUGUUCUGUCGUCGACAACGGUGAAGAACUACCAAGAAUGCUACGGUAAAUGUGCAUCUACCACGGAUUGCCAUAGCAUGAAUUUCUAUGACAGGAGCCAAAGAUGCGAGUUGAACAAAGGCAGUCACUUGUCCAAUCCUGUUGACUUGGUCUACAACGAAGAAGGCACUUAUUCGGUGCAUGAUAGUCGGUCUGUGGCGACGUGCAGUGACAAAUAUUGUGGUACUGAUACCAUUUGUGUGGUAAAUAAUCAACUGAAUAACAACUUUGAAUGCAAAGAAUGUGCGUUGGCGUUUGGAAUGGGAGUUAAUUCGAGCAAGAUUCCAAACUCAGCGAUAACUGCGUCUUCUUCGCACGGUUCUGCACAUGAGUCUUGGAGGGGGCGACUAAAUAACUACCCCGUCACCAGACCUUAUAGCGCUGGAUGUUGGGCAGCAGGGGAUAACACCGUAGGACAGUACUUACAGGUGGACUUGGGACACGUGGUAUACGUCACCAUGGUAGCAACACAAGGGAGGUCACAUGAUAGUCUUGAGCAGUAUGUGACAAAAUACAGUCUGGCUUACAAGAGCACCGACAGUUCGUUUGUUGAUUACGAAAUGGCAAACACUGUAAAGGUCUUUCAGGCGAACACUGACAAGACAUCGAUCGUAACCCACAGGCUUCCUGAGAAGAUAAAAACCCGGUACAUCAGAUUUGUUGUACGAGAAUGGUAUGGCCAUAUUUCGAUGAGAGCCGAGGUUUAUGGAUGCCAAAUUCCUGCAUAAAUGAAAACCAAAUUCGACCUCUGACCCCCAAUCCUUGGGACAGGCCGGGGAAUCAAGCUAUACGCACUGUUCAAAUCCCCGGUAUGCCCCGGGGGUCGGGGAAUGGAGGUUUCUAUUGGCCAAUGUAUUCGCUGAUCAGGCUUGUCUCGCUCAGAAUUAGCACUGCACAAGUUUCACUGUCGGGC
This is a messenger RNA of Actinia tenebrosa (Australian red waratah sea anemone), 1167 nucleotides long. Its product is annotated as neuropilin-1-like. The record is from RefSeq and is a predicted model, not a curated record. Lineage: Eukaryota; Metazoa; Cnidaria; Anthozoa; Actiniaria; Actiniidae.